CACAGCUAAUUAAGGACUGUGAGCUAAUUGAUUAGAUGGGGAAAGCCGUGAAUGUUUUGGUCGCGGUUAUAGGCUUGGCAGCAAUAUUCUUACAUAGAACAGAGGCUGAUGAAAUCGAGCACAAUUUGGUUUGGACUAUUCCUUCUGGCGGAGCCGGCGAAUAUGCAGCCUGGGCGGCGGCGCAUCCCUUUCAACUUAAUUAUGCCGCAGGCGGUGCUUAUGAUAGUAUAACAUUUGAUUUUAAAACAGGAGAACAAGACAUUGCUGCAGUGACAAAGGAAGAUUUCGACAGUUGUACCACCACAGAUCCGAUAUGGAUAUUUUCAGAGGCAAUCAAUUAUGCGCCUGGUUAUGCCGGCACAUAUUAUUUCACCUGCACAUUCGCCGGACAUUGCACCAAAGGACAAAAGAUUGCCAUUACCUGGGCGAAUUCUACGGCGCCGGCACCUGCCCCAUGUCCAAGUUCAACAGCAACCACUUCCUCCGCUCUGCCACUUAAAUUUCGCUCCAAAAGAGUUAAAAAUUAAGCACAGCAACUGCUGAUCGACCUUUCAAAUUAUAAUUAUAAAAAUCGAUCUGCACUAAGCAGUCAUUUAUUUCUUUAUUUUCCUGUCAAUAAGAGUUGUAAUGAGUACAUUAUAUUGUACUGUGUAUGUCGAUGGACUAGAAAUCCAAUAACAUGUUGAUCAUUCAGUUUUUUAUAUGAUUACACCUGUGU
Molecule: messenger RNA, 718 nt
Organism: Argentina anserina (silverweed cinquefoil)
Lineage: Eukaryota; Viridiplantae; Streptophyta; Magnoliopsida; Rosales; Rosaceae
Product: umecyanin-like
Exons: 2
Coding region: 36-527 (163 amino acids)
Cellular component (GO): plasma membrane
Molecular function (GO): electron transfer activity
Source: RefSeq, a predicted model, not a curated record